UACAUUCCACAAUUAAUGUCAACGCAGCUAGCGUCCUUAGAUUCAGUCAGAUCGUUACAGAUUGCUCGGGAAGAAACCUUUUUACUCGGUGGAUUGAUUUUGCUUCAACACUUAGAAAAGAUGGCAGAACAAGAAUUUAUCAUGGAUGGUGUUAUUGGAUUUCUUCAAAGUCCAAUAUGGAGGGUUCCCGUUCUUUCUUUCAUCGAACAUAAAUGUAUCGCGUUUGACCCCGAUGAAGAAAACAAGAUUGUUUACACAGAGAUCUAUGAAGAGUAUGGAAAUUUGGUGGAAAUGUUACUGCAAAGCUUCCUUGAGGACCUCAACAUCAACGCUGCAUCCUUCGUGGAAGUUUGCAAUGCUUUCAAGACCAACCAGUCACAGUCCAAUAAAACCGUGUUUGAGCAGGUGUACGCGGCCCAGGAUUUCCAGGUCUUCAAGGCCAUGAUGACACAGAAGAACAUUGAGCUGGAGCUCCAGGCCUUGAGCAUGCUCCAGCAACGCAGCGGUCAGAUCCCCGACAUCAUGAAGCCGGGGGAGAGUACGCCGAUCGCACACUCCCAGGCGCAAGAGGACAACGAAGAGGAGCGGAUCCUCCAAGAAGUCCUGGCGUUAUCUGAAAAGGAAUAUAAAGAAGAAAUGAAGAAAUCUAAGAAACAAUCUAGUACUGUGAACACAGCCAUGGAUAAGUCGCUUGCAUCUGGGAAGGAGGUCGAGCAGCUAAAAAUUCAUAAACAAAAGGAGGAAGAGAUGCUUGAAAAGACAUUGAAGUUGGCCAUCUCCGAGGGCCCUAAGCCAGCACCAAAGCCAGCAUCAACCAGUAAAACUCCAAAACCUCAGUCUGCUACAAGUUUACCCAAGUCACCGACACCGUCAACCUCAAGUUCUGCAAGUAGCAAGUCCUCGAGGCCAGUGACUGGCCAAGAAGCAGCAGCUAAUUGGCUACUCAGUGCUAAAGCAGAGGCAGCGAAUACAUCGGGAGGGACAGAAUCCAGAGUCAGUAACCUGUCAACAGCAGAUCCCAGUGAUUUAGAGAAGAGAGCCCAGUACCUGAAACAACAACGUGAUAUUCUGAUCGCCAAGAAGAAGAGCGCUCGGGAAAAGAGCUUGGAUGCCUACGAGCAGAAGCAGGUCCAAGCGAGGCCAAAGUCAUCACGAGCUGCACGACAGGCAACUCAAGGUAAUGUCAAGCUGGAUGGGGGUAUUGAUGAAAAGCAGCUAGCCACGAGGAGAGCUCUCGCUGAAUGCCUCAAGAAUGAAGUCAUUGACAAAUAAUUAUUCAUAAAAGAACCCAUGUUACCGUCUUACAAAGAGUAUAGAUUGAUCCGAUCGACCACAACUGUAUGGAAAUCCAUCGAUGCCAGAAUAUUUCCUCCCUGAAAUUUGGACAAUGUCCUUUGUGAAUGUAGAGGAAGCAGACUGUACAUCUUAUCUCGAAAUUUUUUUGAACAAACAUGCAUUUUAAGGCUACCGCACACCUUACAACUGUUCGCGAUCCGAUUUU
Lytechinus variegatus (green sea urchin) is the source of this 1501-nucleotide messenger RNA. It is a transcript of the gene cfap36, whose product is annotated as cilia- and flagella-associated protein 36-like. Gene Ontology annotation, cellular component: axoneme; ciliary base. The transcript has 9 exons. Bases 16 to 1272 code for a protein of 418 amino acids. The record is from RefSeq and is a predicted model, not a curated record. Lineage: Eukaryota; Metazoa; Echinodermata; Echinoidea; Temnopleuroida; Toxopneustidae.